Huiozyma naganishii CBS 8797 is the source of this 1773-nucleotide messenger RNA. It is a transcript of the gene MIP6, whose product is annotated as Mip6p. The coding region runs from base 1 to 1773 and encodes 590 amino acids. Gene Ontology annotation, molecular function: RNA binding. Lineage: Eukaryota; Fungi; Ascomycota; Saccharomycetes; Saccharomycetales; Saccharomycetaceae. The record is from RefSeq and is a predicted model, not a curated record. The transcript has a single exon. Gene Ontology annotation, cellular component: ribonucleoprotein complex.
AUGUCUGAUAACAAAAGAGUUGUUUUAGGGGAUAUUUCGUUAAACAAGACUGCGGUUAACGAGCAAGUUAAAAACGGUGGAAAGAAGAAGAAAAAGGCUGCCAAGAAGGAAAAGCUAUCCAGUUCAAAAACCAAGCAAGAAGAAGCGCCUUCCACAAUUGUUCCUGUAAAGACAAAAGAGAAAAAUGCAUGCAAAGUGAUUAAUGGUCUGGCUGUAAAUAAAGCCGCCAUCAGCACCAUUAAAAACAAACCAAUGUUAGCUCUGUAUAUUGGAGGUUUGGGAAAGAGCAUAAACUCUAAAACUUUGAUUGAAACAUUUAAAGAUUUUUUGUCUUUACAAUCGGCAAAAGUUUGUUAUGAUUCCUUGACCGGUGAUUCUUUAGGCUACGGGUACCUUAACUUUACCUCACAAAAAGAACUUGAUAAAUUUGUCGAUAAAUAUAACUACAAAAGAAUGUUAGGUGGAGAAAUCAAGUUAAUGCCCUCGUUGAGAAACAGUGUGUACAGAAAAAAUAUUGGCACAAAUGUGUUUUUCAGCAAUCUUCCACUACACAACUCCGGCCUUAGUACAAGAAGAUUCUAUGACAUUUUCAAAAAAUAUGGCAAAAUUCUUUCGUGUAAACUUGACGCUAGAAAAAAUAUUGGGUUCGUAUAUUUUGAAGAUGAUAAGGCUGCCACGAAGGUCAUUAAUGAUUUUAAUAACACCGAUUUUUAUGGAAAUAAAAUUGUGUGUGGGUUGCAUUUCGAUAAAGAUCUGAGAAACUAUCCCGGAUUUGAAAAAAGGAAAGCAGUUCUUACAGGCAACGUGGUAAUUGAAAAUGAGCUAGCUGCACUGGACAAAGAGACUGCAGUCCCCAAGAAUAAAGCACCACAUCCGAAUGCGGUUUUUGUGAAAAAUUUACCUGUAGACGUAACGACAGACGAACUUUUGGACUAUUUCAGUCAGUUCGGUCCUGUCAAAUCAGUGUAUACGUCUCGAACCACACAGCACACCUCAGAAUGGGCGUUUAUUACCUAUAAAUGGCAAAAGGAUGCUCAAAAAUUGCUGGAUGACUUUCCAACAGUUGAAUUCAGGGGUAGAACAGUUACUGUUGCUAGAGCAAAAUUAAAGAGCAAGGAACCAGAAAAGUUAAUUUCUUUGAAACCCACAGUCGUAUUGGAGAAUAUCGGCUCUAUUUGCACAAACGAGUUUUUGUCCCGUAUAUGCGAUGUGGCUAAUGUACAUUUUGAAGAUAUGGUUAUUACCGGCUAUGACAAUGAAACAGCAUCAUUUGACGGGUAUUUAACUUUCAAGUCAAUCAAGGAAGCAAUGAAAGCCCAAAAAUUUCUAGAUAAAAAGUUAGUGGGAGGAAAUACUUUAUCUGCAAAACUUGGCCAUUUUGACAAAAGUUCUUUCUCACAUAAUUUCCUUGCUGAUGGGAUUACCACCAAAAUGAUCAAUUCCGUAAACAGGUAUUUGGUAAAUAACCCCAAUCAUAAGAAAGACCGCCAAAACAAGCCUAAUGCUCCCCCCGAUUGUAGAUGUAUGGAUGACAUCUGCGAACAUUUGGAAAAAAAAAUAUCCCAAAUGGUUAAAUCAUUCAAACCAAAUAUCACACUUACACAUGCAAGUAUUAAAUGUGUGGCCGAAUACAUCAUCGAUUCAUUUUGGUUAGGCGAUGCUACGAAUUUGGACAGCUUUCUGACUAUUGCCAACACAAACAUUCACUUUGACCAGAUUCUUAUUCGGCAGAUUGAAAUCGCCACUAAAACGCUAGGUAUUUUGAAACAAUAG